Molecule: messenger RNA, 699 nt
Organism: Symbiodinium necroappetens
Lineage: Eukaryota; Dinophyceae; Suessiales; Symbiodiniaceae
Source: the annotation of a GenBank genome assembly
AUGCGGUUGCAAAGAUUGACUAGGCUCGGUGCACUGUUUCGUCGCCCUGCCUCGAAUGUCUGCACAAUGGUGUCGGUCGGGGCCCUGACGGCCUUUCUUCGAGCAGAGCCGUCAGAGAAGCUGUUCUUGCUGCUGCCCAUGGUCGCUCAGAGCACUGUUACUGUCCUGACGGGCGGUGGCGGGUUCUGCGAAGACGGAAGAUGCAUCAACUGCAACUUCUGCGACGGGGACUGCUUUGAUGCCUGCAGCUGCAACUCAGAGCUGAACACCUGCUGUUGCCUCGCUCCACCAGGGCACUUCUCACGUGGCUAUGAAAAGAUCCCGUGUCCUGGCGGCACCUACCAAGACCAAACUGGACAGCAUAGCUGCAAGCCGUGUAGCAACGAUGCUUCAGUCCUGUUCAAUGUGGACAUGCGAGGUGCUGUCGAUUCGGUGGACUGCGAGGAGGCGAAGUGCUCCAACGAGAACGUCUGUGGUGCCAACUUGACUGACUGCUCGGCCACAUGCGUAUCGUCGGUUUUCGUCGAGACAGCGAUGUAUGCUCAUCCGACGAACACCACUUUCUGUUCCGGGUUGGAGCAGCCCAUCGCAGAGCGAGGCUGCUCGUGGCAAAGCACAACAAGCGCAGCACCAGUCUUGCGCGGGAGUGUACAGGUGCUCCUUUCUCUCAUCAUGCUGUGCACGAUGAAAGAGCUUUAG